Molecule: messenger RNA, 10499 nt
Organism: Pongo pygmaeus (Bornean orangutan)
Lineage: Eukaryota; Metazoa; Chordata; Mammalia; Primates; Hominidae
Exons: 1
Coding region: 5365-6897 (510 amino acids)
Source: RefSeq, a predicted model, not a curated record
CUCCUGCCUCAGACUCCCAAGUAGCUGGGAUUACAGGUGCCUGCCACCACACCCGGCUAAUUUUUUGUAUCUUUUUUUAGUAGAAACAGGGUUUCACCAUGUUGGCCAGGCUGGUCUCGAACUCCUGACCUUGUGAUCCACCGGCCUCGGCCUCCCAAAAUACUGGGAUUACAGGCAUGAGCCACUACGCCCGGCCUAAAACAAGACCGUUCUUAAGAUGUAAACACCGAAACUAAGUGCAUUGCUUCUUUUUCUCCCUUAUUUCAAACACGCGUUUGCUCCUCUAAACACACACACAUACACACACAUGUGUAUGCAUACUGUGUAUUAAUUUGGGAGUUUUGGAUUGAUCACAAAAGAACUAAAUUAUAAUUCCAAAUUAAAGUUUGAAGUACUUCAAUGAUCACAAAAGAUACAUUGGGCUGAGCGCAGUGCCCACAGCUGUAAUCCCAGCACUUUGAGAGGCCAAGUUGGGCAGAUCACCUGAGGUCAGAAGUUCGAGACCAGCCUGGCCAACAUCGUGAAACCCUGUCUCUACUAAAAAUACAAAAAUUAGUCAGGUAUGGUGGUGUGGGCCUGUAAUCCCAGCUACUCCAGAAGCUGAGGCAGGAGAAUUGCUUGAGCCCGGGAGGCAGAGGUUGUAGUUAGCCGAGAUCACACCACUGCACUCCAGCCCGGGCAACAAAGUGAGACCCCCUCUCAAAAAAAAACAAACAAACAAAAAAAAGAUACAUCGAAAAGGAGAGUCAUCUAGUGACUAAGAUUAAUUUUUGCUCAGCGGUUUGGGAAGACUGGCAGUCAGAAACCUAGCAUCUUCUUUGUGGCUUUUCCAUUAAGUUUUCACCAUUUGAUUAUGGGCAAACCACUUUUUUUCUCUGGACACCAUUUUGUUCCUCUGUAAAAUGAGGGGUCUGUUAGGGAAGCCCCAGCAUUCUGACUCUGUACUGUCACACAUACUUUAGUGUCUUUGCAGUACUGUCGAUGGUUAUAAUGGACCCUUGUCCUAAAAGGGAUUCAGGGAAUAGGUUAUUUACUUUCCUUAGGCAGUGCCCCAGAUUUUGAAAUUUAGCUUUUCUUUUUCUCUUAUCUGUUAGUGAUUGCAAUUACGAUUCAUAUGUUGUUUCUUGUGAGUAGUAGUGGUUGUUUUGUUUUGUUUUUGUCUAUCUUUACCAGAGUGCAGCAGUUCUCCAGUCCAGGGACUUAGGCUUUCUUACUUUUGUUGUUGUUAUUAUUACUACACAUCAGAUUCCCUAUAGGGAGUAGGAAAACCUACUUCAUAUAUAUAUAUGUACAGUUUCUUGGUUGUUUUUUUGUUUGUUUGUUUGCUUGGAGAUGGAGUUUCGCUCUUGUUGCCCAGGCUGGAGUGCAAUGGCACGAUCUCCACUCACUGCAACCUCUGCCUCCCGGGUUCAAGCAAUUCUCCUGCCUCAGCCUCCUGAGUAGCUGGGAUUACAGGCAUGCACCACCACGCCCGGCUAAUUUUGUAUUUUUAGUAGACAUAGGGUUUCUCCAUGUUGUUCAGGCUGGUCUCGAACUCCCAACCUCAGGCAGUCCUCCCGCCUCGGCCUCCCAAAGAGCUGGGAUUACAGGCAUGAGCCACUGCGCCCGGCCUUCUUGGUUGUUUUUUUAAAGCUAGCAUCAGUAGAUACAAUAUGUAUUUCUGUGUUUUAACUACUUUGUCAAAUGCUUUUUAUAUAUAUUCCCUCAAUCCUCACGGCUAUGUGUUUUAUUGUACUCAGACCCCUGGGUGACCACCAAGCUUAUCUGUAUGCCUGAGCAUCUGGCUGGCAUGAUGUCUUGGGUACUCGCCCCUUCUAUGGGCUUGAACUUCUUGUUCUGACUGCCCCCCUCCCCAGAUUGCCUCUUUCAACUCUCUGUCUCCUGAGCCUUGUAACUAUGAAGCCAGUGCUUGGCCCAGUUGCUAGAUGUUGACCUCAUAAUUAUAUUUUUUCAGUUUGACCACAUUUAUGAUCUACACAGUAUGAACUGUAGUCUGGAAUAUGCACUCCUUUGUGCCUGGCUAGCUUCAUUCUUCUGGUUUCUGCUCUUGGUCUUUUGGCUGGUUCACAUUUUGCAGUCUGCUGUUUAUGGAUAGAAUUACUGAGGCAGAAUAUGUGAUAUCUGAAGGUAGCAGAGACCUUUAAUUUUGGUUAUUGCCUUAGCUGUUGGGUAGGGAUGAACUAGUGAAGUGAGUCUGGGUAGGCUGGCCAGAACUCAAAAUAAUUUGGCUAUAAGGAACAAGUUUCUAUGCUUCUUCUUUGCCUUGGUAUUUUCCGCUUCUUCAGAAUAUAAGGGCCAACUACCACUUUCUUCAGAUAUGCUGCAACGUCCGCCACGCCCAGUCAUGCCUCUGCCAAUAGGCAGCACUCUCACAUGAGACAGAAAGGUUACUGAACGUACUGCCUAGUGGAGCCCCAAGUUGAAAUCACACUGUGACUGGACAUAGCAGCGGGCCUGUGAUUACUUGAAUGUCUGUUUCAACUUCAGAAGUGAAAGUGGUAAAACUGAAUCCAAGAGCACCUUAAAGAUUCCCCUCCUUUUAUAGAGGAAGAAACUGAAGCUAAGAGCAGUUAAAUGAAUUUCGAAGACUCUUAACUAUUAAGUGACACAGGUUUUAAAAUCUGGCCUUCUGACUCAAAGCCAAAUUAAUUUUUUCCCCACCAUGUCAGUAAAUUGAGGGUGUAUAUGUGUGUGUCGUUUGUGGGGGGCGACUAGUUUUGAGAGAAUGGGGUUGUUGAGGCUUACCUGAUUUCUAAGGUAUUUUCCAGAGUUUUCCUCUGGUAUAUUCGGACUGUAUUACAACAAUAUCUUCCCCAUCCCCCUUUUUUUUUUUGGACAGGGUUUCCUCUCACCCAGGCUGGAGUGCAGUGAUGUGAUCAUGGCCCACUGCAGCCUUGACUUACUGGGCCCAGGCAAUUCUCCCACCUCAGCCUUCUGAGUAGCUGGGACAAUUGUGUGUCACCAUGCCCACCUAAAUUUUUGUACUUUUUGUAGAGACAGGGUUUUGCCAUGUUGCCCAGGCUGGUCUCAAACUCCUGGGCUCAAGCAAUCUGCCCACCUCAGCCUCCCAAAGUGCUGGGAUUACAGGUGUGAGCCAUGGCACCCAGCCACCUCCAGACUUUCAUAAUUUUCAUCACAUAUUGUACAUACUUAAUUAUAUUAUUUAAUUAUGUGUAUAAAAAAGAUAAGAAAGCUAGAAUUCAACUAUGUUGUAUUACCAAGGCCUUUCUGUACCCAAUCUCGCCUCAUAUUUUUUGUUUUUUUUUUCUGAGAUGGAGUCUUGCUCUGUCGCCCAGGCUGGAGUGCAGUGGCACGAUCUCAGCUCACUGCAAGCUCCGCCUCGCAGGUUCACGCCAUUCUCCUGCCUCAGCCUCCCGAGUAGCUGGGACUACAGGUGCCCACCACCACGCCCGGCUAAUUUUUUGUAUUUUUUAGUAGAGAUGGGGUUUCACCAUGUUGGCCAGGAUGGUCUCGAUCUCCUGACCUCGUGAUCCACCUGCCUCAGCCUCCCAAGGUGCUGGGAUUACAGGUGUGAGCCACCAUGCCCGGCCAAUCAUAUUUUUUCUUGUUACUAAUUAGAAUCAUGAUUCUCCUGGCAUUCUUCAUUUUGUUAUACCUCACUUCCUUUUCCUUAGCAAGAUCUUUGCCAUAGAGUAUGUAAACCAGGUUCCUUGCCAGUUAAUCUGUAUUGUGCUUUGUCAUGUAUUGUUACUAAACAGCUCAAGAUCAAGGGGAAGAAAUGUAUAUGAGGCUCAGUUCAUGUUCAGGACAGAGGUAAAUGGAAAUUUAUUUUUUUUUCAGCAUUGCAACAUUGCCACUCAUGAUCAUGAAUGUAGCCCUGUGUCAGGUACUGAAGGUAAUGCGAAAGGUAUAUAAGGUUGAUCCCUGCACUCUUGUUGGGAACUUGAGUGGUAUGAAUAGAGAAGGUGAGUUCUUGGGGACAGAGGCUACAGUUUAGCAAGCUUUCCUAUGCGGACCUUGGUAAUUUCUUUACAUUUUAUAGACCAAAGAACAAUCUUAACUUUCCCUUUUUUCUAAAGGCAUUGUUUAAAAACUAUAAUCAAAUCAUUGCAGUUUAUGGCAAAUGGCCUUUAAAAAAAAAAAUUCUAAAUCUUUUCUUCAUCUUGGAAAAAGACUUCUCUUGGAUUUCUGAUAGAAUAUUUCCAGUGUGCUAUGUUAGUGCAAGACAGUAACUUACAGCUAGACAAGAAAAAUCAGCUUUGUUCAAAGUAAGAGUAUAGCCUGUCCUUAUAGUGUAAUUUUUUUCCCACAAUUUUGUUUUAUGGUUCCUUCAGUUUGAAUAUACAAUUUGUGAGCUCAAAGCCCAGGGCAGCAAAGGACGAUGCUGAGUUAAAUGGGAGCAGUAAGCUCUGGUGAGUGAGGAAAACUCCAAGCUACAGUUGUUAGAGUCCCUAAGUCUGGAGGUCAGAGAAAGAUGCACUGCCCCCAGUGUGUUCACGUGACACCUAACAGAUUAUUAGGCUGUAAAGAGCAGGGCUUGGUAGUGGAGGGAGCAACCCAGCUCAUCCAAGGAACCAAGUGGGGGCAGGGACAGGCGUAAAUGCAUAAGGGGUAUGUUGUCACACAAAUGUCUUAUAAUUAGAAUAUCUAUCCCCAAAGCCCUGAUCAUGGAAGUCUUUAAAUGAACCCUUUAUUAAACUCUUCCAUUAUGCAGAGCUACAGAUGGAGCUCUUACGGGUUUUGGGGACCCCACUCAAGUCAGUUUUCAAGUUAGUUUGAUAAGUUGCUAUGACAGCAAACCCACUCUUCCUCUGAGAAUGAAUGCCUGCAAUCUUAAUACUACGUUAAGGUGUGGGUUUUUUUUUUUUAGUCCAAUUUUGAACAAUUUCCUGGAUUCAUUGUUCUUCGGGGUUAUAGCUGGGGAUUGGCAAAUGAGUCUCGCUUAUUUUUAAAACAGUUUUCUGAGUGGGUGAAUGUGGAAGGGUGGGCAUGGUAUCAGAUAAAUGAGUGUGUGGGUAUGCACGUACCUAUAUCAGUGAAAGCCAAAAUAAUUACUAUCCUUAGUGCUUGGAUUGGCACCAUACUGUGUUUUAAAUUGCAGAUCUAAACAGAGUGCUAGUUCACAGGAAAUUACAUUCUCAGAUUAAAGUAGCAUUUCGUUGUGCAGAAAGCAGCAGGUUCCUUCCUUUCUCUUUCAUUCAUUCUUCCUUCCUUUCUUUCUUUCUUUCACAUUUGUAAGUACAUUUAAUACCCAACUGCUUGAGGAGAGAGGGGCAUUGAGGGAGAGAUGAAUUUUGUCAUGAAUACUGGGGAAUUGGUGUGAUGUCACUGCAAGCUCUGUGUGAUCGUAGGUGGUAUUAGAGCUCCAGGAGCGAAAGCAGGGAGAGCAGUGGAAGAGAGACGAUGUCGCUCUCAGACAAGCAGCCAGCCUCUCUCACUGCCGCGUACGGUCAGCUCAGUAAGGGCAAGCCUGCAGAGUGCCGAAUGGACUCCCCAAAAGAAAUCAGUCAAGCCAGAUUCGAGUGGCAGAGGACAGAGGGCAAACUGAAUGAAAUUGGGCUGAAUGUCAGCAUGGACGGGCAACCGAAAGAUGGGCUUGUGAAGAAUGCCAGCUUCCUGGAGCAGAACAAGCUCUGCUUUUUUGAGGGGAAGCUAGACAAAGAGCUCAGCACUGAAGUGCAGGACAAGGACUGUCAAGCAGCCUCAGGUCACCUUGAGAGCAGGUAUGUGAUUUCAGAGACCUGCCAUCCCUUGGAGGGGAACUCGGUACACCAGAAGACCUCCGAGUUCCAUCUGGGACUCAUAGAGGGGCCAGACAAAAACAAAACCGUUCCAGUUCAGGGGAAGGUGGCAGGGAAGAAUGGACUAGAGACCAAGAGCCAGUCAGAUCUGGAUUUCCCUGGGGCUGCUGACAUCCCUACCACAUAUGUUAAGGAGCAGGAAACCAGUGUUUGGAACCCCAACUUUCAUCCAGUGGCUCAAGGCUCUCUGGGCUCAAGGGACACAACUCCGGGAGAGAUGGAGAAUAGCAUCACCCCUGGCUGCCCAGUGAUUGGGGUGGUAAAUGAUAACUCUGAGCAGCUGAAAUGUGAGUCCCCACUCCUGGUGUCUCUAGCCCACCCAGCCCCCAUUAUUGAGCAUUCACCCACCGCCAUUCCGCCAGUCACUAUGGUGUUCACCCAGGAACAUUUGAAUGCAAGCUGUCACAUCAGAGACCAUGAUAAGGAGUUGGAGAAAUUGAGUUCUACCGAGGAGGAGGAUGUGCUCAACCAAGCCCCCCAGCAGAAAAAGGCAGUGCGCAGGGCCCUGUCUGAAUGUUCUCACCUCUCAGUUCCCCCAGCUGUCAACCUUGCAGAUAAGUACCCUGAACUCCCUGCCCGAGAAGAGCCUUCUUCUGGCCUGCUGCCUCCACCUAGUAGCCCAAUGCCUAGUCCUACGCCUGGGAAACUGGGAGCUCCUGCUAUGAAGCGCUCCAUGACUGUGGGUGAGGAACAGACAGCUAGCUACAAAUUGAGCCCUGGGAAACUGCCCAUCUUGUCUACUAAAGAGAUACCUCCUUUCAUCUGUGAGGAACCAGUGGCCAAGAAGAGAGAAGAAUUGGCUCACUUCAGCAACAGCAGCAGCAACUCUGGGAAGAAGGAACUCGGCACUGCUGGAUUAUAUCUCCAUAGUAAGCUGGAGCAGAUUCCUGAAGGAAGCAGCAAGGGAAAAGGGCAGGAAGAUUUUAGCGAAACUAGAAUUGAUACAUGCUCGCAGGUUUGCCAGCGAGGAGAGAAACAGCCAGGACAGACGGCCCUGGCAGGGAAGAAAGAAAUUGAGGUCACUGCAACCCAGAGCACUCCAUCGUUCCUGUGUGAAAAGCCCCCACGUGAUGGUAUGUUUCUAAAUUUUGCCUCCGUUGGGAACAAGCAGACAGCAAGGAAGGAACCAAAGUGACAGAUUACCGGCAGAGCACUAAGCAGCUUUUUACAGCUGGGUUCUGUGACUGCCUGGGGAAAGCUUAAUUCCCUUGUGUUGGAAGCUUGCUGGGAGUGAGGCAAGAAAGAGAACAAAGUGAAUCUUGCAGGGUCAAGCCGAAUGUCUUGCUAGCAUGACAGAUAAUGUGAAUUGAGUAUGCGGGUUUGGGGUGGAAUGGGGUCAGAGAAUGGUGGGUAUAAAAACUAGAGCCCCUUUCUUGACCUCAUGUCACCCUGUCCAACCCAUCCCCCAUCCACCCAGCCCUCAGCUCCCUGUUGGUUUGAACCAGAUGAUUCCUGAGCUCUAAAUCCUCCAAUCCCAACUGAUUGAUUUCCUUGCUUGAAAAUCUGUCACUUUGUAUAGAUUCACAAUGGGUUUAUCAGCACUAACCUCUUAUUAAGUUGCACGAUCUGGGUGGAAGCUCUGUUUUCUUUUUGCUUUUGAGAACGUUUUACUUUUGUUCAAACUGAAAAAGAACCCUUUAAAGCUAGCUAUUUAAUAUUCUUUCUGUGUUCUUCAUGUUUGACCCAAUCUUGCUUCUAGUUUUCUCUUUUUGUAUGUGUUUUGAGAGGAUUUGUGGGGAGAAAAAGAAGAAAGAGAAAGCAGGGAGAGAAGGAGAGACUUGCAACCUAAUAAACAGCUAAAUUUUGCGGUCUUUGUGACAGCCUUUUGUGUCUUUCUUCCUGGCCCUUUCUUUUCUUCCCCAUCUCCCAUCCCCCUACAGCUCUUAUUGUGGUGGUCUAAAAAAGCUUGUGUUUCUCCGAGUCCAGUUUGAGCACAAAGGGCCAUAAUUCACAAACUUGUAAAUGGGGAUUUAAAACAUGUGUUUUGCUUGUUUAAAAAAAAAAAUAGUCUUGUUUCCUGGGACCUGUUUUCUCUAAUAUUUAUUACUCUCAGUACAUUUUUUUGAAAUUUUACUUUUUUUCUUUGAAAGUAAGAAAUGGUAUUUUCUAGGGGAGUGGUAAGUAGAAGACAUACAGGUGUUUUGGGUUUUUGUUUUUUUAUGGAGAUAAAAAACAUUUUGUUUUUUAUGGAGGCAAAGAAGCUUAAUAGUUCCUCUUUGAUUUCUUAUGACUCCAGAAUUACAAGCAUUCAGGUGUCCCAUGCUGUUGCUUCCUUCUAGCUGUGACAGAACUGUAAGCUCCUCCUGGACAGGACUUUGUCAUCUUUUUCUUGAUCCCCAGGUGCUUUGUUCAGUACCACAUACCUUCUAGGUGAUCAUGAGUGAAGACUUUGUUUCAGAACAAGUUCUUUCUAAUUCACACUAACAGAAAUUUGUGCUAAUAGAAAAAAAUUUCAGAUGACUGACAAAUCCACCGAUCCAUUCAUCCGAUAAAUGUUUAAAUGCUGUCUCUGCUAACCACUCUGUAGAUAAAACUUUUAUAUGAAGAUUGUUUCAUUUAACAUGCCUACCAUUUGCGUUCACUAUCUAGGCACUGGAAAUUAUCCUUAUCCUCAAGCAACUUUCAAUCCAGUUGGAGGACUGGGAGGCAGUGGGAGGGUUGUGAAUCGUGGAAACAUUUUGGAGGAAGUCACAUUUGAGGUGGGCCUUGGAACCCUGGGAUGCCAAAUAAUGCGGAGGGAAAGCCUUCCAGGCAAGGGAACUCAUAUUAAACAAAGGUAUGAAGCCUAGACAGCUCAUGUUAGGUAAAAGAACAAUGGAAGAAUCUCAGGGCAUCCAGUCACAGGAAAUGUGGCCAGGCUGCUGCCAUUGUGUAUAUCUCUCUUGGGACCUCUGCUUCUCCCUGCACAUGUGUUCCAUUCUCUUCCUUUAAAAAAUCUGUAUUUCCUCUGUCAUCUCUUUUUGCUUCCCUUGUGACUCUUUCUGCCCAGGACAGAAUAGCAUUGAGUUGCCAUGGUUUGAGCUCUGUGGCCAGCUUUGUUACCACCAUAUAUGGCAGGGUUCCAAUGUUGCGUGACUGUUAUUUCCAUGUCUUUGUCUAUACUGACAAUGAGUGAGUAAUUAUAUCUUAUUGGCUCAGCUUGGUCCAGUCAGCUGUAUACCAGGUCCCAUAGCCUUCUUAACCAAUCUGAGCCAUUUAGACCCACCUGCUUCAUUCACCUUGAGGCUUCUCUGGAGGAGAGAGUAUAGGUUAAGGAAAUAUUCCAAAGCCGUCUUUACAUAUGUGGCAAGAAAUAAUGGGAGAAAAUUCUAGAAAGUUGUUUGGAAUCCAUCUUGCUAAGCUUCAAAUGUCCCACUGAAAAGUUUAAAGCUUACUACCAUGUUCUGAAACUGUGGUAACUGCCUAUGAUAGCAGAUAAAGUAGCUCCAGGUCAGCUUUAGGAAGAUUUACUUGUUCUCAGUAAGUGUGAUGAACUGGAAGACAAAGAGUUGAAGGCAAACAAUCCUGUUAGAAAUUUGAUUCAGGUAGUGGCAGAUGAAACGCUGAGGACAUGAGAGGGGAAAUAUAACAGGUGAAGAUAAAGUGAAACUGGAAUGUGGAAGAUGUGUGAGAAAAAGGAAUUGAAGGUCAUGCUGUGAUGUGAGGCUGGUUUUCCCAGCCAGUGGUAGUAUAGGUAAUGGAAAGACCCAACAGAAGAGCACAGUUCAGUGAAGGAGUUAAUAAGUUCCACUUCAGACAUUGCUUUUGUGAAACUCUGGGGACAUGUGGGUGGUGGUCUCUAGAAAUUACCUGAUAGCUGGGCUUGGUGGCUCAUGCCUGUAAUCUCAGCACUUUGGGAGGCCUUGGCAGGCAGAUUACUUGGCAGGCCAGGAGUUUGAGACCAGCCUGAGCAACAUGGCAAAAAACCCAUCUCUAUGAAAAAAUACAAAAAUUAGGUGGGCAUAGUGGCAUGUACCUAUAGUCCCAACUACUUGGGAGGCUGAGGUGGGAGGAUUGCUCGAGCCCAAAAGGAUGAGGCUACAGUGAGCCAAGAUCAUGCCACUGUGCUCCAGCCUGGGAGAGAGACCAAGAUCAGGUCUCAAAACAAACAACAAAAAAGAAGUUGCCUUGUGUAUCCAUGAGACAAGGAAGAGGGCUUGGUGAGAGCUACCAUCUGGGAGAGAGAAAGCAAUUUCUGCUUAUGCACAGUUACAUUUAUUUGUAUAGGUUGAGUUACUGCAUGCCUGUAUCAUAGACAAUGCGACUUUAUGAAAUAUGUUGUUUACUGAAAAAUGCUGAGCUUAUUGAAAAAUAUUUAUAGUGGUCUGGGGCCAAUGGCAGCUAGUUACACAAGUAAGAUCUUCUUUGAGCUUGCUGUAGAACAAAGGCAUUAGCCGGGCGCGGUGGCUCACGCCUGUAAUCCCAGCACUUUGGGAGGCCGAGGCAGGCGGAUCACGAGGUCAGGAGAUCGAGACCAUCGUGGCUAACACGGUGAAACCUCGACUCUACUAAAAAUGCAAAGAAUUAGUCGGACGUGGUGGCAGGCGCCUGUAGUCCCAGGUACUCAGGAGGCUGAGGCAGGAGAAUGGCGUGAACCCAGGAGGCGGAGCUUGCAGUGAGCCGAGAUAGUGCCACUGCACUCUAGCCUGGGUGACAGAGCGAGAUUCCAUCUCAAAAAAAAAGAGAAAACAAAAAAAAAAAGGCGUUACCAAAUUUGCACAGUUGUUGGCUAUGGUUUUUCCCCAUUACAUUUUAAAA